AUGAGUGAAACUCAAUUAUCCGACCAAUAUUUGUACCAGAGCUCGCUCAAGAGCGACCCGGAGAUCAAGGUAUCAUCAGGCAAGCGUGUACCGUUUGUUAUCGAUCUCAACCAGGGAUCGUAUCAAAAUGGUGUCAUCACUAUUGACGCAACAGCUCAACUGAAUGGAUCAGAAGGGUUUGCGAGCCUCCGUGAUGCCUACAUUAUGCUUCCGUACAAAGUAUCGAUGAAGAAUGGUGCUACUGGUCAGACUCUACCUGCUAACCGCUUCUGCGCUACUCUAAAGUGUGGCAACUGGAAUGUCAUCGAUAGCCUGAGUCUUGAACUAAAUGGUAAGACCAUCGUAUCGAUGGCCGACUACAAGCUCUUUUGGAACAACGUUCGCGCUCAGACUGGAUACAGUCCUCAGUAUGUAGAGAAGCAUGGAGCGGAAUCGUUCUUGUUCCCCGAUGCUGCUCAGUCCGUCUCGUACAGCUCUGGAACUAAUUCCCUCAACGGCGAUGGCUAUUCAAACACUGCUGCCUUUUCUUCAACUUUCACCACUUCUACUCCUGCUGGAGGAGCAACAAUUGCUAAUGACGGUCUCGUAAAGCGUCUGUUGUCGAACCCUCCUACUGCUGGCGUUGAUUUCUCUUCGACGUGGCCUUCGGUGGGUGGAGCUGCUGCUUCUACCACCAUUGCUAACCAAACUGCUCGUGGUGCAUUUGUAGCUGGUGCUGCCACUGCUAACGCAAUCAUGGGUACAUGGAACUACAUGCUAAAGAUCAAGCUAUCCGAUCUCCAUCCUAUCUUCAAGGAACUUGAUUUAAUGGCUAAUCCCCAGAUUCGUCUCCGUUUCCGCGUCAAUCAGGGAACUUCUACUAUCGCUGUAGAUUCUACAAAGGGUAUGUCUCUAACUUCUACUACCCUUGCUUCGGGCAAUGUAUGUCCUGUAAUGGUCGCUGCCUCUUCCAGUGGUAAUCCCAUGGCUGGAGUGCUUGCUGCUUCUGCCGGAUUCAGUAUCUCUUGGGGCGCUGUAGUCAAUGCUCUUGAACCUACUAUCGAUGGAACGUAUAUGCCUUUCACUACGGCUCGCCUGUAUGUACCGUUUGUUCGCUACAACGAUUGCUACGCUCAGUGGUUCUAUCAGCGGGCUGGUAUUGGAAAGCAAUCGACUCAGCAUAACGCUUCCUUUGAUCUACAGCUAUCGGCAAGUGUUAAGAAUGCGAAAUACGUAGUUGUACUCCCUUUUGCUGAACAGACUGGUAAUUUCGCUUCUGCUACUGUUCAGGAAUUCCAAUCUCCGUUCGAUAGUUCUCCAUGGACACUCCACCCAGGUAGUUCGAUUCGCAACUUCAACGUGCGCAUUGGUUCUACUCAGGUGUUCGACAUUAGCCAUGAUUAUGACUUCCAUCACUUCCACAAUGAGUUGGCUAAGAUCUCUUCGAUCAAUGGUGAUCUAACACCUGAAUUAGUUAAUGGUCUCCUUGACUAUCAGACGUGGUCGCUAACUAACCGUGUCCUUAUCGCUGACGUUAGUCGUCUGACUGAGCGUGAUGUACCUCAAGCCAUUCAGAUUCAGGGUACCAACGCUGGAUGUCAAGGCGUAAAUCUGUUGGUCCUCUUGAUCAGCGAACAGGAACUAACGUUCGAUAGACUAACCGGCGAAAUUUUAGAAUUCUCAACCGCAUAG
This is a messenger RNA of Phytophthora sojae, 1671 nucleotides long. RefSeq lists its product as hypothetical. The record is from RefSeq and is a predicted model, not a curated record. The transcript is spliced from 2 exons. NCBI's taxonomy places the organism in Eukaryota, Oomycota, Peronosporomycetes, Peronosporales, Peronosporaceae. Bases 1 to 1671 code for a protein of 556 amino acids.